This is a messenger RNA of Microplitis mediator, 3252 nucleotides long. RefSeq lists its product as uncharacterized. The coding region runs from base 441 to 3044 and encodes 867 amino acids. Lineage: Eukaryota; Metazoa; Arthropoda; Insecta; Hymenoptera; Braconidae. The transcript is spliced from 4 exons. The record is from RefSeq and is a predicted model, not a curated record.
CGACCACGUUCAUAUCACGCCGUGGUGUUGUGCGACACAGUUUUAAUAAAAUACCCAAAAUUAUUUUUAAAAAAAAUUAGUGAAUACAUCUAUUUUGAUAAGGCUAUUGUAAUUACCAUUUUUUCAAAUGAUUUUUUAUUUAUCACAGCAUUGGGGAUUUAUAAUCCGAAUUAGUUUACGUAGUUCUUUUAAUACAGAUUUACAAUAAUAAUUAACCUUUUGCCAUCUUUAUUUCAAACUAAAAGUUUUGUGUACUUAAUGAGUAAUUGUUAGACGUUGUACUUAAUAUCAUCUGCAGACUUAAAAUCAAUAAAUUUUCAAUUAACAGAAGCCUAAAUUUCGAUAAUAUGAGUAGCGAUCGAGGAAAAACACGAACAGCGAUUUAUAGAAGGAACAAAAGAAAAUUAUAACUAUAUAAAAAAUUUUAUCCACAAGAUAAUAUGUUUUCUUUUCUUCCUCGUGGAUUUUUGGAAGAGAGAUCGACAUCAUCAAUACCAUCAUCAUCAAGAACUUCAGUUCCAUCAACUUCAGUUUCAUCAAAUUCUAAUAAUGUUGAGAGGAAUACUUAUGGAAGUAACGUAAAUUUAAUCUCACAAAUUCUGGUGGAAGAAAAUAUCGCAGAACCCGUACGUCUGAUUGAUUCACAAGAAACUCAUGAUGAAACUAUGGAUGUAGCAGAGAUGUACUUUUCAGAUAGCUCUGAAGAGUUUAAUAUGGCCGAAUUGAUUGAAAAUGGUUAUCAAGCGGAUACCGGGCGUUUUGAUAGUGAUAAUGGAAAUGAUGAUAUAAAUAACAACAAUAAUAGCGAUAAUGAUAGCGAUUCCGACGAUGCUAAUGAUACAACUCAACAAUUCUUUCAUAUUGACAAAUCAGCAUUUAAUUUCCCGUUUCUAUCGAAUCCAAAUUUUUAUGAAAAUGAUCAUUUGUUAUCAGUUAUCAGUAUGUCUGUUCGAUAUAACCUAUCAUAUGAGGCUACAUUAUCAAUGUUGACUUGGAUUAAAAUUUCGCAUAAAAAUAAUAAUUUGCCAACGACCAAGAAAGCUUUGUGGAAGGCAUUACAUCGUGAUGAAUCGCUAAUAAGGCGAUAUUUGUAUUGUGGUGUAUGUAAGGAAAUUGUUGGCAUCGGAAAAACGCCAUCUAAAGAGUGCGCUUGUAAUUCAUGCAGUCCGGGUAAAAAAUCUUCAAAUUUACACUAUUUCUUACAAUUAAAUUUAUUUAGCCAAUUAACUGAGUUUUUCAAAAUCCCUAAUAUUGGAAAAUCUUUGGAAUAUCGGUUUAUUAGAGAAAAUAGAGAUUCUUCAGCAAUUGAAGAUAUUUUCGAUGGAGAUGUGUAUAAAAAUUUGUGUGCACCUGAAGAAUUCUUAAAUAAUCCAUUCAAUUUUUCAUUAACAAUCAACACAGAUGGGUGUCAAGUAGCAAAAUCAUCAAAAGCAAGUGCUUGGCCAGUAUAUUUUCAGAUUAAUGAAUUACCUCCACACAUGCGUAAAAAGCAUAUGUUGUUGGCUGGAAUUUUUGUCGAUACUUGUCAUCCUUCAUUAAAUAUUUUAUUACGUCCAAUAGUUGAUGAAAUGAUUGAAUUGUAUGAAACCGGAAUUAUUUGGAAAAUUUCGGAGCACAGAGAAGUUACUUCAAAAUUCAUAGUAACUACAUGCAGCGUUGACUCUCCAGCUAGAUCUUCAAUUACUAGAAUGAGACAAUUCAAUGGUUACACUGGAUGCACGUUUUGUUAUGCAGAAGGACAGCGUUAUGGAAACAAGCAUAUUUAUCCAAGAAGUCAUGGGUAUGGACAACUUCGUACCGAUGAAGAAAUGAGACGAGACAUGAGCAUUGCUUACGAAACUAAAGAAAUUACUAAUGGAAUAAAAGGAAUUUCAUGUUUAGUUGGAUUACCAGAAUUCGAUCUGUGUAAUGGGAUAGUGGUUGAAAGUCUACAUGCAGUUUUUUUGGGUGCAGUAAAACAACAUACCAACUUACUUCUAAAUACAGCUGAUUCUCCAUUUUAUAUUGGACAUCCAACAGAUAAAAAAAGAAUUAAUAAUCGUUUGUUGUCAAUCAAACCUCCAUCUCGCCGUACUCGUGUUCCAAGAGAAAUUGAUACAUUUAAUCAAUGGAAAGGAUCAGAAUUAAGAAAUUGGUUGGAUUAUGUUGCACCAUGUUUGGAUGGCAUAUUGCAAGUAAAAUAUAUCAAUCAUUUUGCCUUAUUGUCACAAGCUAUUCACUAUUUGAAUAGUGAUUCUGUAACGAUGGUUGAUCUCGAAACUGCUGGACGUCUCAUAGAGAAAUACGUUACAAAGUUUGAAGAAUUGUUUGGAUUAGAGAACAUGAGCUAUAAUAUACAUUUAUUAACACAUCUUAGUACUACAGUAAAAAAUUUAGGUCCUAUGUGGGUACAUUCCGCCUCAGUUUUUGAAUCUUGGAACAAAAAAAUUAUGGACAAUAUAACAAGUCCUCAUGGAAGAGCUGAUCAAAUAAUUACACGAUUUUUAAUGAAUAAAUUUAUUCAAUCAGCAGUUCAUAGUAAUUUGGUAUCUACUGAGACUGAAAAAUUUAUAUGUGAUACUUUAAGAAUUCCUAACAUAAAUAAUGAUAUAACGAUUAAUAAAGAUUUUGAAGUAAUAAGUAGUCCUGAAACGAUUAAUCUUAAAGAAGUUGAAUUAAACAUUUUGCGACAAAUUGAUUAUGAUCCUAAAAGCUUCGUAUCUGCAUUCACUAAAAUUAAAGUAAAUAGUAUAGACUAUAAUAUUCAAAAUAAUAAAGAUAAUAAAUUUUGUAAUUUCGUAAUAUGUUACAAGAACAACUUUUUUGGAGAGAUAAUUUCAAUAAUUGAGUUUAUUAAUGCGGAUGAUAAUAAAAUUCAAGGCUUUUUUAUUAAGCCUUAUAAAAUAAUAAAAUGUGCGUUUGGUACAGAUUAUAUGAAGGAAAUAGAAAUAACGAAUGACAUUGUUUUCUUAGAUAAUUUGAAAUCUGUAAGACCAGCCACUAAAAUAUGCACUGAUCUACGAUUAUUUGUUUUCAAGCUUCCAAACUGUUGGGAAACCGAUUGAAUGACUAAAAAAUUGUUAAAAAGUGUGGUAUACAAAUAAAUCCAAACUAUAUGUAUAUAUACAUGUAUAUAUAUAUAUAUUAUAUUUGUACUGUUAACAAAAAUAAUUGAUAAACUAUUAGUAUUUUAUAAUCAGGUUUUGUAAAAAGUUAAAUUAUAUAUUUCAAUAUAUACUUACAUGUAAAUUUCGACUAAAAAACAAUAAUCUA